CUGAUUUGAUUCCCAGAUUACAAUCAAGAAUCUGCCUCCAGGUCCACCAAAGCUUCCUCUUAUAGGGAACUUGGAUCAGCUGGCAGGUUCAUUACCACACCGUGCCCACGGAGAACUAGCCAGGGAACAUGGACCAUUCAUGCACCUUCAGUUAGGUGAAGAUUCUGUUGUUAGUAGUGUCAUCAUCAAAAAUGGCCCAGGAGGUGUUGCACACACCUGAUCUGUCCUUUGCAGACAGGCCAAAACCUAUGGCCUCUCCAGUCAUCAGCUACUAUAAUGCUUUCCUCCUUAUGGAGAAUAGUAGAGACAGAUGAGGAAGGCUUGCAGGUUAAAGCCUCUAAAUCCCAACAGAACCCAGAUGAGGUUUCCUCCUCAGGCGGAUCACCAAUCUACUUAACUGGAAAGGUUUUCACCAUGGCAAGUUGUGUCCUUUGUAAAGCAGCAUUUGCCAACAAAUGCACAGACCAAGAUUUGUUCAUUUCAUUAGCCAGGGAAGCUCUAGCAGCAACUGGUGGUUUUGAUCUGUCUGAUUUGUUUCCUGCUCUAGAAUUUCUUCAUGUGACUUCUGGGGCAAAAGCUAGAAUAGCAAAGAUUCACAGGAUGAUUGAUAGGGUUGCAGGCACAAGCAAAGGGAUGAAAGAAGAUCUUGUUGAUGUUCUUCGGAGGCUUCAAGGCAGUGGCAAAUUUGAGUUUCCUAUUACUGCCAACAAUGAUAUGUUUACAGCUGGAAUGGAUACGGCAGGAUAUGUUUACAGCUGGAGUGGAUACAGCAACAAUAGAUUGGGAUAUGUUGUGAUGGAGAAAGUGCAAACUGAGAUGAGAGAAGCCUUCAUAGGAAAGAAAGAUGUCCGAGAGGCAGAUAUUCAAGAGCUAACUUACCUGAACCCUUUUGAUUAUUUUGUUGGGGAUAACUUGGAGUACCUUCCAUUUGGAGCUGGAAGGAGGAUAGGCAUAGCUAAUCUGGAGCUUCCUCUUGCACAUUUACCCUACCACUUCUACUAGGGAGCUCCGGAUGGGAUCGAACCAGAAGAUCUUGACAUGUCUGAGACUUUUGGAGCCAAUGUGAGAAGGAAGAAUGUCCUAUAUCUUUCUGAUUCCCACUCUAGCUGAUAAGAACUAAAAAUAAAGACCCAUUUUAGAC
Messenger RNA from Rubroshorea leprosula, 1141 nucleotides. The record is from the annotation of a GenBank genome assembly. NCBI's taxonomy places the organism in Eukaryota, Viridiplantae, Streptophyta, Magnoliopsida, Malvales, Dipterocarpaceae.